AAGUGCCACUGAGGCUUCUGGAGGCAACUGACCCUGGAGCCAGCCUUUCAAAACAGACACUAGAGCACAGCCAUACAGGCUACAGUAUAGUACUGUUAUUGUAGACACAAACCAGGCUGCCUCACACUGCAAUGGAGAUCCCAAGUGUCCGGCAGCUGCUCCCUCACAUUGGAGAGGAGAAGUACCAAAUGCUGGAGCUGAACAAGAGGCUGGAGUCAUACUUGGGUCGUGUGAAGCUGCUGGAGGAAGAGAAUCAGCUUCUACGAGGGGAGAUCCAGGCACUGCAGAGGAACAGAGAUACCACAGGUCAAAUCCAAACCCAUGAAGAAGCCCUCAACCUGGCCAGGAGAGAGGUGCAGGCUGCCUGGAUGAAGAAAGAUCGCGCGGAGCUGGAGGUGAGCAACCUUGUAGAGGAGAUGGAAGCGCUGAAUGCACAGAGACAAAAAGAGAGGUCAGCACAGGCUGAAGCUAAGGGAAAACUAGUAGAAUACAAGAAGAUGCUGGAAGAUGAGUGGAGGACACAGAUUUGGCUAAGACAGCAGGCUGCUAAUCUUGAGAAGGAGGUUUCGCUGCAGGUACAGGUCCACCAGGAGGAGAUGGCAAGCCUAAAGUCCACAAGUGCCGUCUCAAAGCCUAUACUACUGGCUCCUCAGCACGGCCAAACCAUCAGCCUCCAGGGCCUGGGGGAAGAGUACUCCCAAAGAGCAGCCCAGGCAUGGCAGGAGGCAGCAGGUGUGUAUCAAAGACAGGUAGAGCAGCUGGAGGACAGCCUGAACCGGGCCAGAGCUCAGAUGGCACAGAUCAACCAGGAGAAGAAGGAGAAUCAGCUAUAUGUGCAAGAUUUAGCCAAAGAGCUGGAGAGCACAAAAGUCAAGAGGGAGCUCCUGGAGAAGAACAUAGCCCAGCUGAGAGAGAGGCAGAAUCAAGAGCUUCAACAACUUCAGGUUCAGGUGGAGGCUCUGGAGUCAGAGAAAGUGGAUCUCGGAGAGCAGAUAGGUGAUCUGCUGGUUGAUACACGCGACCUGCUGGAGACGAAGAUGUGUCUGGGACUGGAAGUGGCCACUUACAGAGCUUUGUUGGACAGUGAGAGCCUGAGAGUUAACAGUCGAUCAACAAGGAAGACCAGUGUCUGGACAGAAUCUCUUUUAGAAGCGCUUUCCAAGCCCCAUGGGAUUCAUCCAGGCACUCAGACCAUCUCAGCUUCUGCUCUCCUCAGCAGUCCACUGACUACCUCUAGAUCAACCACACAUUCUAAAGCCAAUCUCAUGACUCCCAUUGGUUCAUGGAGCCUGACACGAAGCACACAGGAUACACUCAAGACGGUGCAGAAUGGUGAAAAGGAAGAAGGCAUAAGUAAAGGGACAGCAACAUUUCAUAGGACAUCCAUAGCUACAUCGACAAGGUCUCUCACUGGAACAGGCUUGGUUCCUUUCACACCUAAGAAUGCUCAUGAAGAAGUGAGCUGUACUACUGCCGUUUCUGAUUGUGUGGUUCCUCCAGCUGUAGAUGAGCCAGAUACUAUACCAAGUGCACAUAUUAAAGACGACUUGCAGAAGACCACACUCAGUAUACAUGUUAAAGAAGACUUGGAGGAACCCACACUCAGCGCACAUGUUAAAGAAGACUUGGAGGAGCCCACACUCAGCGCACAUGUUAAAGAAGACUUGGAGGAGCCCACACUCAACGAACAUGUUAAAGAAGACUUGGAGGAACCCACACUCAGCGCACAUGUUAGAAAAGACUUGGAGGAACCCACACUCAGCGCACAUGUUAAAGAAGACUUGGAGGAGCCCACACUCAGCGCACAUGUUAAAGAAGACUUGGAGGAACCCACACUCAGCGAACAUGUUAAAGAAGACUUGGAGGAACCCACACUCAGCGCACAUGUUAAAGAAGACUUGGAGGAGCCCACACUCAGCGCACAUGUUAAAGAAGACUUGGAGGAGCCCACACUCAGCGCACAUGUUAAAGAAGACUUGGAGGAACCCACACUCAGCGAACAUGUUAAAGAAGACUUGGAGGAACCCACACUCAGCGCACAUGUUAAAGAAGACUUGGAGGAGCCCACACUCAGCGCACAUGUUAAAGAAGACUUGGAGGAGCCCACACUCAGCGCACAUGUUAAAGAAGACUUGGAGGAGCCCACACUCAACGAACAUGUUAAAGAAGACUUGGAGGAACCCACACUCAGCGCACAUGUUAGAAAAGACUUGGAGGAACCCACACUCAGCGCACAUGUUAAAGAAGACUUGGAGGAGCCCACACUCAGCGCACAUGUUAAAGAAGACUUGGAGGAACCCACACUCAGCGAACAUGUUAAAGAAGACUUGGAGGAACCCACACUCAGCGCACAUGUUAAAGAAGACUUGGAGGAACCCACACUCAGCGCACAUGUUAAAGAAGACUUGGAGGAGCCCGCACUCAGCGCACAUGUUAAAGAAGACUUGGAGGAGCCCACACUCAGCGCACAUGUUAAAGAAGACUUGGAGGAGCCCACACUCAACGAACAUGUUAAAGAAGACUUGGAGGAACCCACACUCAGCGCACAUGUUAAAGAAGACUUGGAGGAGCCCACACUCAGCGAACAUGUUAAAGAAGACUUGGAGGAACCCACACUCAGCGAACAUGUUAAAGAAGACUUGGAGGAACCCACACUCAGCGAACAUGUUAAAAAAGACUUGGAGGAACCCACACUCAGCGCACAUGUUAAAGAAGACUUGGAGGAACCCACACUCAGCGCACAUGUUAAAGAAGACUUGGAGGAGCCCACACUCAGCGCACAUGUUAAAGAAGACUUGGAGGAGCCCACACUCAACGAACAUGUUAAAGAAGACUUGGAGGAACCCACACUCAACGAACAUGUUAAAGAAGACUUGGAGGAGCCCACAAUCAGCAAAUAUGUUAAAGAUGACUUGCAGGAGCCCACAUUCAGUGAACAUGUUUCAGAAGACUUGCAGAAGAUCCUUACUGAGAAUCAAUCAAAAGCUAGACAGGAUACUUCUGGCCCUGAGAAAGCAGCAUUGAUCAGUUUGCCAGCUGGACAUCUGAGUAGCCUUCCCCAAACUCCAGAGGGAGAGGCGUCCUCUAAUCUACACACAGAGAAUACAAAGGGGUCAGAGGAUGGAGAAGAAGAGGAGACUGAGGUGUCUACUGAGAUGGCUCAAAUAUCACAUGCGCCGAUGUUUUCAUGGGAGGAAAAUGAUACGGCAAUACCAGAGGAGAAAGAUGUAGUCUCUGAGCUAGAGCUUGAGUCAGAAAACACCAGUGAAAACUACAUGCAAGAAAGCAGAAGAGACAAUACACUAACAGAUUUAAAACAGCUUGGUGAAGACAGUGAGAACCCAGCAUUGCGAUUAUAUGAACAAACAGCUUUUCAUUCCAUAGAUGCAUUUAGCCAUGAUGGGAAAAAGAAUGAAAUUAUAACAUGGGAAGGAGAUGCAAAAGAGAGUGUUUCCAACAUCCCUGGAAUGGAGUCACUCGACAGUGCACCUGAAGUAGAAAGACAGUCAAUAGAAAGGUGGGAGGAAAUGGAUAUGACUGAAGAAAUAGAAGAUGAGGCAGAAGUUGAACGUUGUGGCACAGACGAGCAGGAAUGUCAUCAUUCUGAUGUUGAAUUGCAAGAAGAGGAGACAAAAAGUGAUUCUGAAACUGAAGAGAUUAAAAUGGAGGUGAAAAAAGAAGAGAAAGUGUCUGAUGGAGAAGAAGAGAAAGAGGAAGAAGAGAGGAAUAUGGAUGAAGAUAUUGCAGUUAUAGAUGAAAACUCAGCUAAUACUGGGAAGGAGCCUAUAAUACAGGGCUCUUCUGCCUUAGAGGUUGAGGUUGAUCUACACAGGAAUUCAGAACACACAGAGGAAACAACUGACUUAGUGGUGGACACAUAUCAGGAUGACCAUCUUUUAGUUGAAGAUCAUGCAGAAGAAGAACAGAUACAAAGUGAUGAAGAUGAAUCAUUAAACAUCUCCGCUUCAUGGAGAACUGACCUUGGUGAGGCAGAUAGCUACAAUCAGGAGAAUACACUAGCAGACACUCGUCCCCUCAUACAUUACAAAAGUGAUGAAGAGGCAGAUGCCAACACUCAGGUGUCUCAUAUGGGAGUGAGUGACAGUGAGGAAGAAAGGGAGAAAUAUGAAGAGGUCCUCAUGUGGAGCCAGAACAUCACCAAACGCUUUGAUACUAUGGAGGACCUGUCUGAGCAGCCCGAGAAUGCCUACUCUGAUGAUGUAGUAUUGGCGGAAUCAGCUCAAACUGUGGUAGAAGAGAACAUUGAUGAGAUAACCAAAGAGGAUCCUGUAGAGCCUGUGAGUGAGGAUAUUAUUCAAGGUAAAAUUACUGAUGUGGAUAUCAAUGUUGACUUACUGAAGGAUGACACUUUGGUGGAUCUUGUAGAAAAUGACUUUAGGAAUCGUGAAGAGAGUAGUCAAGGUGUGGAAAAGACAGAAAAGAAAAAUCAGGUUCUCUUGGUUCAGGAACGAGAAGAGAACUCAGGUUUAGAAGACUGGAGUCAGAGUUUCGUCAGUGAAACCGAGCAACAUGCUCUUCCAUUUGAGCAGCCUGCUACUGGUGAGGAUAACAUUGCCAUUACUAAUGACAAUACAGAAAGCUGCAAUAUGGAGUCCUUCGUGCAAAUCAAGUCAGAGGGAGAAGGUGAAAGUGGAGUGAAGACACACUCUGACUAUUUCCCCCUAGUCACAGACAAACCACAGCUUGAACCAUACCAAGAACAAGCCUUGGAAGAAGAGUCCCUUGAAAUGUCAUCAACAGAGACCACAUAUUCAGAUGUUUUUCCAACUGAAUCAAAUUUGACUGAAGAACAGGCCUUUACAAAAGAGGAGGAAGAUAAACAGUCAAAUCUGUUCACUCAUGCAGAUUUCACAGACAAUCUUUCUCAACACAGUGGGCUGAACAGUCAGCCAAAAAGCCAGACCAACAUAGCCAACUCAGACUUGGAAGAAUCCAACAGCUCAGAAGAUGAGUCGCCUAAUGCUAGCCAGUGCUCUCACCUCCUUAGCCACGCAGCAAUGUCAACCAAGCUUUUAGACUUCAGCAAUACUGCUAAAUCUGGUGAUGCCUCAAAGCAUGAUUCAGUGUCCUUCACAGGCCUUCUGGAGGAGGUGAUGAAAGGGAGGUUUGAGAAAGACAGCAUUGAAAAUUAUAGCACUUCUCAGGAAGCAGAAUGGGAGAGUGUAAGUCAAAACAAAGAGGAAGAGCAACUUUCAGUGGAUAAUAGCAGCAGUGGAAUGCACGGAAAUAACAGCAGUCUUCUUCAAAUGCAAGAAUGGGAGGAUAUGGACCAUCCAGACAUCACAGGAGCAUCCAAUAACAUCCUCAGUGGUAUGACUAUAAAGGACAACAACAAAGCAUCAGAAAAGGAAGAUAUUUUCCAAGGCAGUGUCCUGAAUGAAGAACCUCAAACCAAAGAAAAAGAAAAUGACCUUCACAGCUUCUUCACAUCAAGCAUAAAGGAAGACAUCUGGAAUGCAACAAAAUAUGAGAUGGCUGCUACAUUUGUCUCAAAUGAGUCAAUAGACACAACAAACACCAUUCAUCCAAACCAGAGCAUGAACUUUGAGGAGGACUGGGGAGACCUGGGGAGCCUGAAAGCAGCUAAUGGGAAACCUGAGAAAGAGAUGAGCAUGUCUACAGCUCAAUCAGAAGAGGAAGAGAAAAGGGAAGAGCAAGAGAUGCCACAGGCAAAACAGCUCCAGUGUCAAGAUGUGAAAGUUGGACAGGUGGAGGCUGUCCAGUCAGAUGACUCUGUUGAUGACGGAGACUCCUGGUCCUCUGGUGAGGAGUAAUGCUAUUGUAAAAGCAUUAUCAUCCCCACACACAUAUUUAUUUAUAUUUUUUGUUGCAGCAUAUAUAACACUAACUAAUAACCAAAGGCUGAAUCUAGGAAAGAAAAAUGGAAGUAUAAUCACUGCAUAUUUGUGCUCUGCUAAUAAAAAUGUCUCUGCUUAGUAGCGUUAUGUCUUCAUAAGGGGAAUUUGUGUGCAUUAGAGUUCUCAUCACAGUGAAUUUCUUUUUCUAAGAAAUAAACUGAAUAAGAUGGUACUGCUAGGAAUUUCUAAACAAUAUGUCACAGACACCUUUAGUAUUUGCAUCCAUUCUUGCUACACAAAAGAUAAUACAAUUGUUUUAGAAGUUUGGGACACAAUUUGGAAUACUCUGAAAAUAAAACCAUGAGCAAA
Messenger RNA from Pygocentrus nattereri (red-bellied piranha), 6188 nucleotides. It is a transcript of the gene nes, whose product is annotated as nestin. The record is from RefSeq and is a predicted model, not a curated record. The transcript is spliced from 4 exons. Gene Ontology annotation, biological process: positive regulation of intermediate filament depolymerization. Gene Ontology annotation, cellular component: intermediate filament. Lineage: Eukaryota; Metazoa; Chordata; Actinopteri; Characiformes; Serrasalmidae. Gene Ontology annotation, molecular function: CCR5 chemokine receptor binding; intermediate filament binding. Bases 132 to 5795 code for a protein of 1887 amino acids.